AUGGUGGGGGCAGUAGGAGACGCAAACCUGUUGCAUGUGUUAGGACGAUCACUUUUCGAAAUUGACUCACAACCCUGGGCUUCGAUCCUCAGAUGGCAGACCUCAUUCGGCAAAAGUGGCUUUACUGUUGUCCUCGUCGUGAUUACAACUUCAGGUCGCAUUGGAACGCCCCUCUUUUACGUCCCUGGCCCGCGGUGCCAUUUCGUCGAUGGGAUCACAGGCACCAUGGGCUGGUUAUUCAAAUGGAUGGUGCAAGGGGAUGGCCGACGACCUCGCCUGACCUCGAACGAACCCCACGAGAAAUCACCGUUGCUUGACCUUCGAGACAGUAGGGGGAAUCAAAGGGGUAAUGGCAAUUUUAGAAACAGGCCCAACGGCGGCAGAAGAGGUGAUAAAGCCAACGAGCAAGGUGGUGACGGGGGCGAUGGCGAUGGAGGCAAAAAUAACAACAAUGAUAAUGGAAACAAAGACACCACCUUCUUCGUUCACUACGACUGUAGUCUCUGUUCCGCCUCCAACAACAAUUACAAUAUCUUCAGCACUCACCUCCGUUGUCACAACGACAGAGAUUUCAACAACGACACCAAUACAAACGACAGGCAGUACUUCUCCCACAAGUUUUACUAUCUCCACUACAGCCCCCAUCCCAACGUCCUCCUCCUCGACCUCCAUGGUAGACUCCUCGUCCACACCCCAGAUACCAACGGUAACAACUUCAACUACCGCAUCGACUGCAACUUCUCAACCGAGCAGUACGGCAUUGCCCUUGCAGCUCUUUCUACGUUUGCUCUGAUCCUCGGGGGCCUCUACCUCUACUGGCGGCGCACACCACCAAAGGUUCGGAGCCGUUCGGUCUUUUCCACGGGGAGGCCCACUAGUAUGAGAUCGUCAACAUCCAACACGCAAGACUCCCUGACCCAAGGAGCCGCCGAUAUGGCCCAAACAGGGAGCGGCACCGCGCAAAGGAACGGAGGGGAGCCAGUCGACACUUCGUCAUGGCGGACCUGGCACCCCUGGCGUCCACGAUCGACACAGUCCGAUGUAGCAGCUGCGGUGGCAGAUCUCCUGGAGCCACCUGCUCCAGAAUUUCUGAAAGUCCCCCAGGAAGCGCGGACUACUCAGGCCACCUGGGAGACCAGCUCGGAACCUGAAUCAUCGGCAGCUGACCGAUUAUCCGCGCCCGGGCUGGCUACGUACCUGUCACCAGCACCCGGGCGUCCAAGGCGUAUACCAGAGGCCGCUGGUUCGGCACGUGUUUGA
Molecule: messenger RNA, 1260 nt
Organism: Diaporthe amygdali
Lineage: Eukaryota; Fungi; Ascomycota; Sordariomycetes; Diaporthales; Diaporthaceae
Exons: 4
Coding region: 1-1260 (419 amino acids)
Source: RefSeq, a predicted model, not a curated record